AUGGCGAUGGCGGCCAAAAGAUGCUGCGGCUGCGGACUACUACUGUGGGUGCUGGUUGCGCUGGUGUGUGUGGGGUGUCCCGUCUCGGUGUCGGGCGAGAUGCGCAAAUCCUGGCAGCUGAAGGCUGAAGGCCGGACCGAGGAACCAGGGCCCAGUGCAAAGCCGCCGGAAGCGAUCGAAGAGGUUAGUGAAGUGCGUGGUGCGGCGGACCAACGGCCAGACCCAGAACCCGUUACGCUCACCAGCCACCUCCCGUCGCCGCCGCUGCCCGCUAGUGAUUUCACUAACCUCGAUUCAACGACGGCUGCGGUGGGUUCUAGUACGACUGCUCCAGCGAGCCCGGAAGAGCCGGUCGUGCGCAAAGCGUCCGCGCAAUUCAGUAGCCGAGUGCGGAGCAAGCCAGUCGGGUCACCGGUCGUGGUGGCCGUCACCACCGAAGAGCCGUUAGCACAGGACCGGGCGGUUCCGUUACACCUGGAGCACCGGAUGGACGAGAUCCAAGUGGAUGACGCGACGGUACAGGAUGACGACGAUGACGAUGGGGAAGAUGGCGACGAUGACGUUUGGCACGGUGUGGACGGGCAUCCGACCGGGCAGCAGAACCGGACCGAGCUAGAUCUGAUCGAGAAUCUUCUGGAGGAGAUCGACGAGCGGGCAAAGGAGCAACAACAGCACCAGGGCCAGGCAGCACCGCAUGUGGACGAACCGGUCAAGAAGUACACGUUUCCGCCGGUGCUGAACAUGACGAUCGAUGAACCGAAUAGCGUCGUUUCGGUGAAGCUGAACCACGAGCUCGUGCGGGACAUACUGCACACCGGGCGCGCCGAGGGCGGUGGCAUCGGGGGCAAGAAGAUGCUGCGGUACGUGUUACCGCUGUUCAUACUGCCGUUCCUGAUCCAGUCCGCCGUCAUACCGUUCAUGCUGACGGCCGUGAAGCUGUUCCUGCUCAAGUCGCUGAUGGCGGGCAAGCUGGCCAUCUUCCUGCUGCUGCUGGGCGCGUUCAAGAACUUCACCAAAAAGGACCGCGAUGUGUACGUGAAAGAUCUGCCCGACCGGCGGUACGAGCCGUCGAGCGAAGGCUUCGCGUACCUGUCCGAGGGCCGGCCGAGCAAUUGGGUUAACUAG
This is a messenger RNA of Anopheles cruzii, 1125 nucleotides long. RefSeq lists its product as uncharacterized. The coding region runs from base 1 to 1125 and encodes 374 amino acids. NCBI's taxonomy places the organism in Eukaryota, Metazoa, Arthropoda, Insecta, Diptera, Culicidae. The record is from RefSeq and is a predicted model, not a curated record. The transcript has 2 exons.